CCAAAAAACACCAAAAAUUUCAUCCAAAGAUGUUUAGCACAAGCCCUGACCUUCCCCAGAAUAAGACACUCCAAAUUAAGCAGGAGGACAAGUUCUUUUCCAGGCUUUUAUCCAAGGAAAACUCUGUCGCCAAUCCUUCUUUCAGGGUCUACUAUGGUGGAGUCUCCGGUACUGUCCCCUUCAUGUGGGAGUCUCAGCCUGGUACUCCCAAAUAUACAUUCUCUGAUACAUCUCUUCCUCCUCUCACUCCUCCUCCUUCUUACUACUCCAUGCCCAACUCAAAACCCAUCAAGAAGCACUCAAGAUCUAGUCUUUUGCACGCAUUGUUUCCAACAAUGAACAGUUUGAAGAAAACCAAUCUUGUACCUUCAUCACCUUCUUCAUCGUCAUCGUCAUCCUGGUCUUCUUCACCAAUGUUUCUUGCAAUCAGUCCCGCGAAAUAUCAGAGGAGGAGUCGAUUUUCCACCCCAGGUUCAUCGUUUGAUUCGAGAGUAGAUGAUGAAGAAGCUGCAGCCAUUGGAUCACCAACUUCAACUCUAUGUUUCACCGUUAAUGGUAGGGGGAGUGUAAUUGGUAAACUUCGUGGAUGCUACGGCUGGUGA
Durio zibethinus is the source of this 602-nucleotide messenger RNA. RefSeq lists its product as uncharacterized. Lineage: Eukaryota; Viridiplantae; Streptophyta; Magnoliopsida; Malvales; Malvaceae. The record is from RefSeq and is a predicted model, not a curated record.